AUCUUCCCUCGCUUUUUCUUCUGUCGACGGAGUUCUUCGCUGGACGGUCGACCACUGAUGUGGAGCUGCUGCCCUUUCCAAGGCCCUUACAUCGGCGACCUGCUGCACAGGCUGCCUCUGGUACUCCUCGCCGUCGUGCUGCUUCUCAUCGUUGUCUUCUUCCACGUGUGUUUCGUCGGCCUGCUCCCUGUCGCGGCUCGCAAAAGGAGAUCUUCCAAGAACGACGACAGGAUGGAUCGACGACUGACCAACGACAGACUGGCAGGCACGACAGUCGCCACGAGCAAUCGGCAAUGCACUACGGGGUCUGUGGCGAAGCAAGCGUACGACCCGACGUUGUAUGCUCACCUGCCUUCGCAUGAGAUUCCUCAGUUGCCGUCGGAUGACGAGGGGGAAGACAUCAGGUCAUCGAUUGUGUCGUUGGGAAGUGGUUCCACGCAGGAUUGGGCAGCGACGCAGUCCUACGGUGGCAGGCGGGCGGAGACCCCGUGGUCGUACACUUCACUGCUGAAUGAGGGGCUGUGCGACGACGAUGGCAAUGCAGCGGUCGAUCUUAACUUCCAGUUGUCGAGCAGCAGCGGAGCAGCGGCGACACAUACUCGCAUCAUCAAUCCCCACCCAGAUGGGGAUCGCGCGGACCUCAAUCGCUUCGCGAGGGCGGCGGGAAUCGAAAUGUGUCCUCGAGGCAUGGCAGAGGAGGAGUCGGUGAGGAUCAACGUCCGGAAUGGAUGCGCUUAUCACCUGCGACGCGAAACGGAUCCGAGACUCCGCGUGGACGGCAGCGACAGGACUCGAGGACGCGUCCGCGGCAGCAACGAUGCGGCUGUUCAAAAGCCCCUCAACUUCGACGACGUUGACGGUGACGACGAUUGCAACUUGGGCGAUUUACCUGAGAUUAGGCCGCUUGGGAGGAAGGUGAGAAACGGCGGUGCGAGUGCGAAGAAGGGUUCCACUCCGAGAAAUCAGAGGAACAAGAAAAUGGACGACGACACAGGCGGGAGCGAUGGCAAGGGCGCUCGGAAUUUCUGGUUCGUCSGAGACUCGAUCACACUCGUGAGGGCGAAAAGGGAUCAAGAUCUGUAUUUCGCAGGCAUGGGACCGAGGGAAUGGAAGUGGGAGGACGUGAGGUCCACGUUGCAGAAGAUGGACGUCACGAGGAAGGUCGUCGACUGCAGGAAGAAAUGGGACAACUUGAUGCAGCAAUUCAAGAAGGUUCACAAGUUUCAGCACCUCUCCGGUGGGAAGGACUACUUCAAGCUUGCUUCAUCGGCCAGGAGAUCGGAGGGCUUCAACUUCGUCAUGGUUCGGAGCGUGUACGAGGAGAUGGAGGCCAUGACGAAGGGGGAUCACACUAUCCACCCGAAGAAUUUGGCGGACACGGGGGCGCCGGGGGGCGUUCAGAUGCUGGCAGGCACGGGGGCUGGAGGGGAAUCCAUGGGCAGUGAGGGUGGAGGGGAGUCUAUCGACGAGGAGCAGGGGUCGACAAAAGAUUCGACAUUCAACGCGGGGAGCGCCGACGGUUCCGGGAAAACGAAGAACAUGCGGCAACAAACCUUUGAGGCCGUCGUCGAGGUUAUGGACAAGCAUGGUGUGCUCAUGGCGAGCACGAUGGACAGCUCGAGCAAGCGCCAAAGCUCUACGAUGUUACGACAGUGCGAAAUCCUUGAGAGCGAAGUGGAAGUGCUGAGGAAACAUUAUGUUGCGGCGGAUGAGGCGAACAAAAUGAUGUGCAACGCCCUUAUGGAGAUAGCGAAAGCCAUCCGCGCGAGAUAAUGACGACGCUGCUGUUUAGUGUCACUUUACUGUCCUGUCUCUCCAUCUACAGCAAUUGCGACGAUG
Messenger RNA from Chara braunii, 1839 nucleotides. NCBI's taxonomy places the organism in Eukaryota, Viridiplantae, Streptophyta, Charophyceae, Charales, Characeae. The record is from the annotation of a GenBank genome assembly.